UACCUCGUUGUCAUUGAUUCCAUUUCAGACCAUGUCAGCCUCUUCGGACGACAUUAUCCGCCAUAUUAUCCGGGAUAUUGUCAGCCGAUCGAUUGGCGUCCUCAAAUCCCGACGAACGGAAGUACAAUCGGAAGAGGAUGUGAACGUCCCGGAGACGCUUGCGGCGUUUAUGGUCCGUGCGGUUGUGUUGGAUCCUCGAAAUGGGUUUCGGAUUGAGGGAGAACUUGGAAGAGAUGAGGUCGAGCGGCUGAUCAAGAUAUGUGUGGAUCGAAUUACAGCGAUGAAUUCUCCUGUUAUGGAAACGGUCAAAAUGCAAGUCUACUUUGAUACAAACUUCCCGGCGCAAGGUGAUUUCCUUCACAAAGAAAAGUCUUCCCGUGUAUCUGCAUGUGCGCCGCUCUUGCGUGAAAUCACCGAGGUUAAAACCAAAGCUAUUGCCAUCUACGAAGCCUUGUACCGCAAGAUUGUUUCCUACCUUCUACUUCGCAGUCAUGUCGGAAAUCCAACAGAUAUGCGAGUUAUCCGUGAGACCACAGCUGCCUUGGAGUCCGUCUUUCCACAAUCUGAACUCAGUACAUUCAUUUCGCUUUCCAGACAAGAGAAGGAGGCACAGCUGAAUGGGCUAUCACAGCUUGCAACAGGGAUUAGACUCUUCAACAAGCAGUUGAGGAAAGGUGGAGAGGGAGUGGAUGACUUGCCUGAGUUGUGUAGAAGGGAGCUGCAAGACCUGAGCGAGCGAUUGCGAGUACUGACAACCAACACUGAGGAGCUGAUUCAAACAUAUACAGCUAUCGCCGACUACAGCGAAAAAGCCCCCCGUCCAGAACUCGGUGACCUCGCUCUCGCCCGACUCAAAUCCUCCCUGGUCUUCCGCCGACAAUUUCUGAUUUAUCUUGAUGCACUUCAAGAGCAGACCAACCGAUCUGCGGAAACAUUGUCGACACUCAAGGAGCGAUUCGAAGAGACAGUGAGGGAUUUGAAGACAACGUGUCGCGCAAAGACCGCAGUGCCUGUUGAUCAAGUUUAUCCGCAAUUUAUCAUGCUCGCAAAUCUAUGGACGAAUUACAUGGACGAACUAUUUUUGCUGGCAUUUCGGAAGGGGAUUCUCAAUAAUAUAGAGGAACAUUCCAAGGCAUUUGCAAUGGAUAUCCCACCCAUUACCCUCGCUCUUUCUCAACCGUUCAAGCAAGAUAUUGAGCCAGAAAUACUACCAGAGCAAAAGGUGAUUGCAAAUGCUGCAGACUUAAUGACGGCAGUUGCGGUGACAGGUCAAAAAGGAGUCGAGGUCGUACACCCCGGCAACACGACACAAUACUAUCGGCUGCCUGUGGAGUAUGGUGGAUUCUGCCCAUACACACUCUACAAACGUGACGGGCUGGUUCUCCCAGGAGACAAGAACCUUGGUCUCGUCCGCUGGCGAGAUAAACUGUACGCCUUUGCCACGCUCGAUUCGGCCAAAGAGUUUGCUAAAGCUCCGGACCGGUACACCGAAGCCGUUAUCACACUCGCCAAGCAUUCCCCGUCGUUUGUCCAGCUUUUGCAUUUGUACACGUAUUUUCCCACUGUGGAGGCACUGGAGAAUGCGAAAUCGUUUACGAGGCAAAGGUUGCUGGGGAAGGUGCCGCUAGUCUCCGAGGUUGGAACACAGGUGGAUACACAUGUUGUAGAUAGACAUUUGGAUAAGAAUUAUGAAUGGAAUGAAUGGGAGUUGAGAAGAAAGGCGAUCAUGUUGGUAAACUUGAGAACCAAGCAAACGCACUCUGUACAGACCAACUCGAGUCAUUUCCGGAGAGAAGCCGAAACUCAACAUUACGAGCCACGAGCAAAAGAAACCCAAACGAGGCGCACGCAACCCACUCAAACUCCUAUCAAAAAAGCAUUUCUAUCCAACCUCCGUCACACGCCCGCCUCCAACAACUUUCACGUUGUCGACCUUACUAUCGAUGUGGAUGGCAAGCCGGCUCCAUAUGGAGGUGGCGGAUUUGGAACGAAGAUGGACCUGGAGAGUGCUGCUAAGGCAGGGGCUGGAAGGGUGGUUAGACCAACUGUGGUGGAAAGGGGGGUUUAGGAGGAGUAGUCUUUUAAGUGCUCUGAUUUGUACAACUCGGUUUCAGAAGGAGCGAUGCACCGGGGUAUUAAUGACAAAACUAGACGGAGAACAGUUGAUAGGAUAGUAGCAAAAAGUAUGAUUGACGAUCCUGACAAUUUGGAUUAAAAAGGAAAGACUCGAAUAAAAGGUCCUCAAUGAUCAUUUCAUUUGAGGGUCAUCCACG
Molecule: messenger RNA, 2273 nt
Organism: Spizellomyces punctatus DAOM BR117
Lineage: Eukaryota; Fungi; Chytridiomycota; Chytridiomycetes; Spizellomycetales; Spizellomycetaceae
Exons: 13
Coding region: 32-2068 (678 amino acids)
Biological process (GO): regulation of cilium beat frequency
Cellular component (GO): axoneme; ciliary basal body
Source: RefSeq, a predicted model, not a curated record